Medicago truncatula (barrel medic) is the source of this 1365-nucleotide messenger RNA. Its product is annotated as LEAF RUST 10 DISEASE-RESISTANCE proteinUS RECEPTOR-LIKE PROTEIN KINASE-like 2.7. The transcript is spliced from 3 exons. The record is from RefSeq and is a predicted model, not a curated record. NCBI's taxonomy places the organism in Eukaryota, Viridiplantae, Streptophyta, Magnoliopsida, Fabales, Fabaceae. Gene Ontology annotation, molecular function: polysaccharide binding. Bases 123 to 1085 code for a protein of 320 amino acids.
AGAGACUAUAAAAAGCAACACUUCAGCUAUAUUCCUUAAUUUUUCAACACUCUUCCAUAGUCACACUACAAAAUUAAACCAUAUAGUUCUCUAUACAAUUAGAUCCAUUAAUUAAUACUACAAUGUUAUUACUAUUUACACACCUCCUUCUCUCAUUACUCCUUGACACAACAAAAUCUCAAUCAAGCAUAUGCAGAACUUCUUGUGCUAACAUUUCAAUCAAAUAUCCAUUUAGCAUUGAUGAUGGAUGUGGAAGUCCAUACUAUAGACACAUUCUCUCUUGUUCCGACUCAGAAAAAAAACUCGAACUCCGAACACCUUCCGGUCGAUAUGAAGUUCGUAACAUAAGCUAUGCCGAUCCUCACAUUGUUGUCACUGAUCCAUUCAUGUGGAAAUGUGAAGAUGGGGAAAAUUUUCGACCAACACGACCAUUUAGUUUAGACACUAGCACAAAAUUGAAGCUCUCUACACAAAAUGAGUACAUGUUUUUCAAUUGUAGUGAAAAACAUGUGAUUAUUCAACCAAAGCCUAUGUUUUGUGAACAUUUUCCUGAACAUUGUGAUUCAUCUUGUGAAAGUGCUAGCUACUUAUGUAGACAUUUACCAGGAUGUUCUUUUUCUCUAACAAGUAGUUCUUGUUGUUCUUAUUAUCCAAAAGCAAGUGAAUCUUUGAGGUUGAUGCUUAAGUAUUGUACUAGUUAUGCUAGUGUUUAUUGGAGGGAUGUUGGUUUUCCUCAGCCUUAUGAUCAAGUACCUGAAUAUGGGAUUAGAGUUGAUUUUGAUAUACCUGUUACAACUCAUUGUCUUCAGUGUCAGGAUACAAUGAAGGGUGGUGGAACUUGUGGAUUUGAUACGGUGACACAGAGUUUUAUGUGUUUGUGUAAGGAUGGAAACUCCACUACACAUUGUAAAGAUCAAGAAAUUGCACAGCACAAUAGGAAGGUCCAUGUAAUCGCAGGGACAGUUACAGCAUUCUCAGCUGCAGGGGCAAUUGGAAUUGGAGCUGGUAUUUGGUACUUGAAGAAAUUGAGAGCUACUGCACCAGUCACAUGUGGAGUUCAAACCAAUGAUAAUAGACUAUUCUAAAAAAGAUCAAAUGAUGCGAUAAAAACUAUACAAAUUUACAAACAUAUAUCUUUUUUGUUACUCCCCCCUUAGCUAUUGUAGUUUAUUUACUUGUACAACAAUUAUACAGGACAAAUGCUUUGAAUUUUUCCAAGUUUCCUAUUGACUAUUGUUAUGUGUAUUAAUGUAAGUUAAGGUGUUAGAAGAUUAGUAUGUAAGAAUGUAAGCUCUUUGAAUACAUUGUAACAUUGAUAUGAAAUGAUUGUAAGAAUGUGGCAUAGUCAUAGUUUUUUUUUUAACA